CUCAACACAGUGUAAGAGAUCGGGGAUAUUAGACGUGAUUGAUUGCAUGGGGAUAAUUCAGCGAAUUUGAAAUAACACUUCAUUACAGUAUAUGGCAUUUAAUCCAAUACGGACUGAUAUUACUUGUAAGCGAUACUGAAAAAGGCGAAAGCAUCCAUGCGUAAAACCCGCCUAUGAUACGGCGAUGAAGAAGAUAAUCCUACAUUAGGAGAUCAACACUGGGCAUACCACUCAGAGAGAGUGGUAUCUUUCUAUUAUUCGCUUUUUUAACACCAGGAUUUUAUUUCUGACGGAGUUUUAUACUGUAAAAUUGAAAGACAUGUCAGAGAAAGAUGUACCAGAGGAAACACUGAGAGAUUGGAGGGAAGCAUUUGGAAUGUUCGAUAAAAAUGGAGACAAUUUGAUAAGUGCUGGUGAAUUGGGCACAGUGAUGAGAAACUUGGGCCAAAAUCCUACAGACGAUGAUGUCAAGAAGAUGAUCAGUGACGUGGACAAAGACGCCAAUGGUUUUGUUGACUUCAAUGAGUUCGUUUCGAUGAUGAUAAAGUUCCAAAAUAGUAGUAUUGACCCUGAAGAGGAGAUGAGAGAAGCCUUCAAGGUGUUCGACAAAGACGGGAAUGGCUUCAUAAGUGCUCAGGAGCUGCAGACAGUGAUGCGUAAUCUAGGGGAGAAUCUAUCAGAGGAGGAUAUCAAAGAAAUGAUUAAAGAGGCGGAUCUCGAUAAAGACGGGCAGGUCAACUAUAACGAGUUCGUGAAGUUGAUGGUAAACAAAAUGUAAAUCACAGUGCAGCAGACAUUCUUUCCAAAGCAUUCCUCGAUGUAUUGGAUAUGAAGGCCCUCAUUCCAAGUUUUGAUUUUAUCUUCCUUUUUUUUUUUUGUUUAUCUUUAGUAGAGUUACUUGUCUUUAUGAUCAUGAUAUUUAGAAUUUGUUUACUUUCCUGAUGAUUAAUCAUACCGUCACUUCGAAAUGACCCAUUUCUAGUUUAGCCUAUUUUAUUUACAUUUUUUAAAGCUCACCCGAACAGAACCUGGUCAGAAUUUAACCAAACUAUCGACAGAGUAUCCUUGAAUAAAUGGGAUUCAAGUUUGUUCAAAUGAAGAACCACACCCUCUUCCAAGGGGAGAUAAUUAAGAAAUAGCAAAAAUUGGGUGGGUUCAUUUAAAAAUCUUAUUCACAAGAACCACUAGGCCUGAAAAGAUGAAACUUACAAAUGUAUGUGAAAGCUACCUGACAAAAUGUGAAUUCAAAUUUAUUCAUGACCCCUCACCCGGGGGGGGGGGGGGGUAGGGCGGGGCCACUAUGGGUGAAAAAAGUUUUACAUUGGUAUAUAUAGAAAAAAAAUCUUUUAAAAUCAUAUUUAUGUGGAAGUAUCCACAGGUAGUGUAUAUUCAAGUUUCUUCAAAUCAUGAUCCUCGGGUAUAAGGUGUGACCACUAUGGGCAAACAAAAUUUUGCAUGGGUAUAUUUAGGGGGAAAUCUUUAAAAAUCUUCUCAUAAAUAACAACAAAGCCAUGAUCAGUCAUAUUUAUAUGGAAGCAUUCUUAGGUAGUGAAAAUUCAUUUUGUUCAAAUCAUGACCCUCAUGGGUCAAUCAGGGUUUUACAUUAAAUCAUAUAGGAAAAAUCUUUUUUUCUAGGAACGGCAAAGUUAUGUUUAGUCAUAUCAUAUGUAUAUGGAAGCAUCCUUAGGUGAUGUAGAUUAAAGUUUGUUCAUAUCAUGGAUAUGACCCCUGGGGUAGCGUGGGGCCACUAUGGGUAAACAAAAGUUUUACAUUGGGUAUAUUUCGGGGGAAAUCUUUAAAAAUCUUAUUGAAACAGCAAAGCCAUGAUCAGUCAAAUUUAUAUAGAAACAUCUUCACAGGCCCGUAGAACAGCAAGGGGGGGGGGGGGCUUUUUCUGAGUAUGAAUAUUUUUCUAUAGUAACAUUAUAUUCUUUUUUCCCACCCUCCACCCCGCAAUUUUUGUUGCUGUAAGGUCUAGCAUGGCAAAUUUCAAGAUUUGGACAGUGAAGUACUUUUGAGCUUUUCUGAUCGAAAUUUUUCCGUUGUCUGUCGUCGUCGUUGUUGUCGUAAACUUUUCACAUUUUCAUCUUCUUCUCAAGAACCAGUGGGCCUAUUUCAACUAAACUUGCCACAAAGUAUCCUUGGGUGAAAAAAUAAUGGCAUAAUUUAAAACUCUUCUCAAGAACCACUGUGCUUGAAAAAAUAAACUUAUAUGGAAGCAUCCUCAGGAAGUGUAGAUUCAAGUUUGUUCCAAUCAUGACCCCCAGGGGUAGGGUGGGGCCACAAUGGGCAAUCAAAGUUUUACAUAAGAAUACAUAGGAAAAAAUCUUUAAAAAUCUUCUUCUUAAGAACAGGAAAGCCAUGUUUGGUCAUAUUUAUAUGUAAGCAUCCUCAGGUAGUGUAGAUUCAAGUUUGUUCAAAUCAUGACCCCCGGGGUAGGGUGGGGCCACAAUGGGCGAUCAAAGUUUUACAUAGGAAUGCAUAGGAAAAAUCUUUAAAAAUCUUCUUCUCAAGAACAGCAAAGCCAUCAUUAGUCAUAUUUAACUGGAAGCAUCAUCAGGUAAUGUAGAUUCGAUUUGUACAAAUCAUGACUCCCAGGAGAAUAGAGGGGCCAUAACCAUGAUAACAGGGGAUCAUAGUUAUACAAAGGAUAUAUCUAUCAAAAUUUUCUUCUUAAGAACAGCAAAACCAUUAUUUGUCAUUAAUUUAAAAGCAUCCCUAUGAAGUAUAGAUUUGAGUUAGUUCAAAUUAACCCCCCCCCCCCCGAACCUGUUUUAUAUCUAAACUUUUCAAGACUGAACUGAUUUAAGGGUUUUCCUAGCCAGAGGGCUCAGGUGAGCAAUGUGGCCCCAGGGCCUCUUGUUUUGCCUGUCAGGUUAUUCUUGGGAAGUCCCUCCAAUCACUUUCCGUUUAGGAUUUUUUUUCCGUGUCAGAUUUUUUGGGAAGUUCCCCCCGACUUUUGAAAUCGUUGCUACGGACCUGCUCAGGUAUUGUAGAUUCAAAUUUGUUCAAAUUAUGAACCCUGGUGGUAGGAUGGAGCCAAAAAUAGGCAAUCAAAGUAUUACAAAGGAAAAAUAUUUUCCCAGGGACAGCAAAGUCAUGAAUAGUAAUAUUUAUAUGGAAGCAUCCUCAGGUAGUGUAGAUUCAAUUUUGUUCAAAUCAUGACCCCCGGAGGUACCGAGGUAGUGUGGGGCCACAAUUGACAAUAGGAAAACAUACGAAACAUCAUUUUAAAAAAAAUCAAAAACAGGAAAGCCUUGAUUAGUUAUAUUUACAUGGAUGCAUCUUCAGGUAGUGUAGAUUCUUUUCUCAUCAAAUCAUGAACCCGGGGUAGGGUUGGGUUGGGCUAUAGUGUGCGAUGGAGUUUUACAUAAGAAUAUAUACGAAGAAGAAUCUGCUGAUGAAGAACAAAAAAGGGUCAUAGGUACUUAGGUGAGCGUUGUGGCCCAUGGUCCUCUUGUUGAAUUUGCCUUCUCUACAGCAUUAAACACAUUUUUAAAGUUAAACGAAAGUUAUGCUUGAAGAACUCUUUAGGGGAAAAUGUGUAUUCUCUGAUAAAUUGCAUUUGUAUGAUACAUAUUUCUAUAAUAAAUGAUUGACAAAAAAGUUCCCUACUCAUACCUUCUUCCUAAGUGGGCAACCACCAAAAUAUCUGACAAGCAAAAAAAGUGACUGCCUUAUCCUAUUUCCUGCAAUUUGUCAUUGUUUGACCGUACAUCAAAAAAGUUGGGAAGGGGGGGGGGCUUCGAAAUGAAAAUUUACAUAGAACUACAUAAAAAAAUGUAUUGCCUUGGACUAAAAUGACACUUCGUCAUUGGAUAACAGACGUCACGUGCCAGCCUUAAAUAUUCUUUGGGCGAUACGUAGCAAAUUUUUGACGGCAACAUGGCGAAUAAAAUGACAUCUAAAUGAAAAGACAAAGUCAUGCUAGCGCUAUUUUCGCUUUAAAUUCACUCUGCUCCUACUGAUUAAAUGUAGAGUGGUGUCCGUUUUCAGUAACGUGAUCAUUAAACAAGAUAACGAGUGGAGGAUAUAUGUAAAGACAAGAACAUUCGUUUAAUUGUUAUUGAUCUCGGUAAGUUUUUUUUACUAUUAGUAGUCCUCGACAAUACAAAACAAUUAUUAGGUUUGUUACUGACUGUCCACAGAUAUACCAGGUAUUGCGGGUUCAAGUCCAUUGAAAGCUUCGCCUCGCCUUCCAUGGACUUGAAUAACCCGUAAUAUUUCUGUGGACAGUCAGUAACAAACCUAUUAUUUUUAGAGAAAGUUGGGGAGGGGGCGUACUAUGGACUUGUGUAUGUAUUCCACUUUUUUGUUUUUAAUUUUAAGUAUUACUCUAUGUACAAAAUAUGGCCUCCUGCCUUUAUGUAGUCAGUCUAUUAUUCGAAAUUUAUCAAUAAAAAAAUUCUAAAGAGGUUCCAUGCCGAGACUACGGAUUGAUGAGAUCAUAGAUAAUACAUUUAUUUCACAACAGAGAAGCAUACAAAUGAAGUAAUUGUAAAUAUUGCAAUAUAUAUUAACUGAUGAUACUUGUUUAUCAAUGUAAUUUGAAACGGAAAACAUUAAUGAUAUAUGUCAGUAUGUGCGAAUUCCUUUUAUGUAUGUAUGAUAGUUAAUUUCAAGAUUUAUCCCAGUUCGUCAAUUCUGCUAUAAUAAUUGUAUUGUGAACAGUUUUGUUAUUGAGAACCAUAACUGACAAUAUUGUUAUCCUUUUAAUGCAUUAUUAGAUAUUGUACACCUCACAAGUAUCUGAUUGCUUGUUCCUUAAUAUGCUCAAAUUUUCUGUAAAGCCAGUUAUAUCAAGAGUAUUUAUCUUUAAAAUAUAUGGUGAUCAAAUUUAUGUAAAUUAUAUCGUAGUCGAACACAGCAGCCUCAUUAAGAACUGCUAAUAUGCGAUUGUCAGCAAGGAGUGAAGAUUUGAUACAUGCUUGCUUUGGAUUUCACGAUAGAUGAUCAACUGUUUUGUAUGUCAAGAAUAAAAACUUUGAAGUCUGAAAA
This is a messenger RNA of Saccostrea echinata, 4998 nucleotides long. Its product is annotated as calmodulin-beta-like. The transcript has 5 exons. The coding region runs from base 320 to 778 and encodes 152 amino acids. The record is from RefSeq and is a predicted model, not a curated record. Gene Ontology annotation, molecular function: calcium ion binding; enzyme regulator activity. NCBI's taxonomy places the organism in Eukaryota, Metazoa, Mollusca, Bivalvia, Ostreida, Ostreidae.